This is a messenger RNA of Phaeoacremonium minimum UCRPA7, 519 nucleotides long. Its product is annotated as putative membrane-associated progesterone receptor component 1 protein. Gene Ontology annotation, cellular component: endomembrane system; membrane. The transcript has 2 exons. Bases 1 to 519 code for a protein of 172 amino acids. The record is from RefSeq and is a predicted model, not a curated record. Lineage: Eukaryota; Fungi; Ascomycota; Sordariomycetes; Togniniales; Togniniaceae.
AUGGAUUACAUUGAGCAGCGCAUGGCCGAGGAGGCGCAGAAGCACGCCAGCCCCAACGACCCCGGCUUGGUCACGCCGCUGAACAUACUCGUCUUGGCCAUUUUCGCAUACACCCUCUACUCGUUCCUCAAGCCGUCGCCGCCGCCGACGCUGCCGAAGGAAGCCCCCGCUACCGUCUUCCAGACCUUCAACCCCCGCACGCUGCUACCGUUCAACGGCGAGAACGGCGCCCCGGUCUACCUCGCCGUCCGGGGCCGCGUGUUCGACGUUACCAGCGGGCGCAACUUCUACGGCCCCGGCGGGCCCUACGCCAACUUUGCGGGACGGGAUGCCAGUCGCGGCCUGGCUUGUGGCAGCUUCGACGAGGAGAUGCUGACCAAGGACCUUGAUGGCCCUCUCGAUACGCUGAGCGACUUGGGCCGGGACGAGAUCGACGCACUACAAGGCUGGGAGGAGAGGUUCGAGAGCAAGUACCUGGUGGUGGGCAAGCUGGUCCCCGUUGGAGAGGAGAAGAAAUAA